Messenger RNA from Caenorhabditis remanei, 441 nucleotides. RefSeq lists its product as uncharacterized. The transcript has a single exon. The record is from RefSeq and is a predicted model, not a curated record. Lineage: Eukaryota; Metazoa; Nematoda; Chromadorea; Rhabditida; Rhabditidae. Bases 1 to 441 code for a protein of 146 amino acids.
AUGGCUAACAACUACGGCAACGCAGGCUACAACGGUCCGAACACCGGAUCCUAUGGAAAUGCUGGCUAUAACGGACCAACCGGGCCAUAUGGCAACAACUCCGGUCACCCUGGACAGCCACCUCACCAAGACGGAAUCCCAACCUUGCAUUAUGGAAAUGGAGGGUACAAUGGACCACAAGCUCCAUAUGGAAGUGGUGGACAAGGUCAACCAUCUGGACCAUACGGAGGUGCUGGGUACGCUGGACCAACCGCUGGUACCGGAUUCGGUAAUGCUGGAUACGCACCUCCACCACCACUUGGUGCUCCAGGCCAUAACAUUGCUCCAGGAGGAGUUGUUCACGAUGAUCAUCAUCACGAAGACAGUCAUGGAAAACAUGGAAAGAAGGAGCAUCACCAUCACCAUGGACAUCAUCACGGACACCAUCACGAGCACCAUUAA